UUGUUUUUAUUUUCGGUGAGGAAGCCGAUCGAGAAAGUGUUUCGUGGACGCCGGAGUAGAAAGCUCUGUUUUUUCUCACUUUACAACUGCUCUACAACCAACGCACCUACCGAAAAUGGAUGUGGACAAAGUGGAUAUGUCACUAGAUGACAUCAUCAAGCAGAACCGUAAGGAGAAGCGGGAGGCAGCGCGGCAGGGGCGGGGCAAAAAAGUCACCAAAAUCAUCGGCAAACCAGGUGCUCGUGCCGCCCUGGCUCUCAAGGCCAUACGAGGCCGUGGGCGCGGUGCCCGAGGGGCGGGAACGUCCACCCGAGGGGUGGGGAGAGGUGCCAGGAGGGGUGGAGCAGCAGGUCGUGGGGGGAGGGGAAGAGGGGGUGGGGCCGGCCGACUGAACAGGCAAGGAGGAGCACAGCAGCAGCCAGGCCCUAACAGACCUCAGAACCAGCGCAGUCAGCUGAACUCCCUGCGGAAACAGAAGCUUCAACAGGCUCGGCAACGUCUGCAGCAACAGCAGCAGAAACAACAGCAGAACAGACAGAACAAACAGUUCCAGAACAGGGGGCUGCAACAGCCUCAGCAGCAGAGAGGUCGAGGGCGUGGUCAGGGCGGAGGUCGUGGUAGGGGUGGAGGUCGUGGUCGGGGUCAGCUGAACAGGAGAGGGGCGUUACAGGGUUUCCAGGGAAACAGACAACAACAACAACAAUAUCAACCACAACAACAGAACAGAAGAAACCGGAACAACACCCCAAGAGGCCCUCCCCCUGCCCAAAUACUGAGUGUGACAGUCCCUAACACUCUGCCCAAGGGAGCACCAGGGCCUUCACAGAAGAACCAAAACUUCUCCCGAGGGUUCAACAAUGCAGGGAACAAGGGCGGCUUCAAGACGUUGAGCGACCGUUUCUCUGCGACGCAGCAGACAUCUGGUAGGGGGCAGCAGGUCAGAGGUCGCGGGGGCAGGCGAGGUCGCGGGCGGGGCGGCGGCCGUGGACGCGGCAGGGGCGGGGCCAUGGGAAGGAUGGUCACACUACACUGAUGACCGAGUGUUCACAUUUUUAUGGUUGAUUUUUUCCUCCUCCCAAGACAGCUCAUCUGUGUCGGUAAAAAGACUUUGUAGAAAGUUGAACUUUUGAUACUAAUGGAAAGUGAAAUGAGACUUGCUGGAAAAAUUUUCUGGUUUAUAAAAUGUUUUUACCAUCACCUGGUCUUCAAGCCAGUGAAAAUAAUAAUUGAUGUUGUAACAGUUAAAAGUUCUUUUUUGCUUUGCUUUCCAAAAGUUUGACUUUCCGCAACAGUGUUUUUGUUGUUAACUGUGAGUGUGGUAUGUCUAGAUGGAUGCCGUGAGUUGUGACUGUAGGUACCAAGAACUCACUCUGUUACUCAGCAAGUUCAGAUUUUCUCCCAAAUCAUAGCCACAUGUUUGCUGUACAUCUCACUAGACGUUUGGCAUUACUCUCUCAAAUUUACAUCACUUCUUCUUCGAAACUGAUCUUCCUAGUACAUGUAUGUGCACAUGAGUUGAUAAUGUAGGACCAGAAGUGCACAGGAAGUGGUGAUGUGUAAAUGCUUGUGCACAGGUAGUGAUGAUAUCAUAGCACACCUGUUUGGCAAGUGGGUUACAUAUACACAGCUCUGGGUUCCCGUCUAAUUACAGUGUAAUCAAGUACUGAAUCUUCAUACAGUCAAGCUCUAAAAUGUGUGAAUUUGGUACUUGAAUUUUCCAACACAUCUCUCUAUAAGAGCCUGUAUGAUAUCCAAACUAUAAGAAUAAGUGCUGAACAAUUCUUAUCUUUAUAACCAUGUAGUGAAUGACAGACGAAACACAAUACUUAGCAGAACUUGUAAACUUUGUAUACGUGUUUGUGUGAAGUUUAUAUUCAGCAAAUGUAAAAAAGAAAAGAAUGUUGUCAAAAAGUAGAUUAGGACAUAUGUUUGACCUAUUCUGACUUUUGUGGACCAAGAACCAUUGUAAUUUUUCACUUUGUCAUAAUGUUUUGCUGUUUUUCUAAACAUACAUUUGAAAACAGGAACUUUUUAAACAAUAUAGCAGUGUCAAAAUGAAGCAGGUGACUCUUUCUUUUGGCAUACCUCACUGGAGUUGUACUAGAAUACUGUGAAAGCUAGUCUUAAGUCCAGAAGUCAUUGUUCCAUUUUGUAUAGUGUGUUGAUAAGAUUUUUAAGUGGAUGAUGGGGAGGGGGGCAAU
This is a messenger RNA of Branchiostoma floridae (Florida lancelet), 2201 nucleotides long. Its product is annotated as spidroin-1-like. Bases 116 to 1033 code for a protein of 305 amino acids. The transcript has 8 exons. Gene Ontology annotation, molecular function: mRNA binding. Gene Ontology annotation, biological process: mRNA export from nucleus. The record is from RefSeq and is a predicted model, not a curated record. NCBI's taxonomy places the organism in Eukaryota, Metazoa, Chordata, Leptocardii, Amphioxiformes, Branchiostomatidae.